This is a messenger RNA of Jatropha curcas, 2241 nucleotides long. Its product is annotated as molybdenum cofactor sulfurase. Lineage: Eukaryota; Viridiplantae; Streptophyta; Magnoliopsida; Malpighiales; Euphorbiaceae. The record is from RefSeq and is a predicted model, not a curated record.
GUCGAUGUAUAAUAUAUAGCAAAAUUAUAAAUUGAACUUGGGAAGGCAAAAUAAAGAAGCUCACAAUCAAUUUUACAAGAAAGCAAAUAACAGUAAAAAGACUUGUCAGACCCUGAAAAUUCAUUGAAAGCCUAUCAUAUGAUAUGCUCUAUAAAGAAGGGCCCUCAGCUGGUAGAGAUUGGACGAACCCAUCUCAACUCUUCCAUCUCUAAACAGGUUCUUGUUUCUGUCUUUUCAUUACAAAAAACCUGCAAGACAUCAAAGCUAAUUCAUGGUAUGGGCAGCGACUAACAAAGCAGAAAACAGUUAAAGACCAUAAACUCAGGUUUAUUUUAAAUCAUGUAUGAGAAAUGAAAAUAAGUGACAUAUAGAAGAAAACAUUCAAAUAAUAAACCAAGCAGUGACAGAACAGGUGGAAAAAUGUAUUCAACUUGCAUCAAGGAAACCUCAGAAGUCUGUUUUCAUGGAUGCUAUUGCUGUACUACACCUUUUCUUGGCCUUCCUGAACCACAGACUGUGACUUCCAUAGCUACUACUGUUGCUGCUUCUCGCUACGACUUUGAACUUGCUAUGACUUCCUCCAUAUGGCCAAAUUCUAAAUUCACUAAUCAUGAGUCCUUACCUUCGUUAUAUGAUUGUUCCUCCAAUUUCAUUAAAUCAUUUCCACAAUAUUCUUUGACUAAUCAAGCUGACAAAAUUCGAGAAAAAGAAUACUACAAUUUGACACUAUCUAAUCAUGUUUGUCUUGAUUAUUUUGGAAAUGGCCUGUUCUCUUACUCUCAGCAACAGAGUCAUUCUCAGGCUUCAACGUCAACUUCUCCUCCUCCGCCACCGAAGUUUGAACAGCCAUUUUUUGGUAUUUCCUACAAGGCAGUAAGCCUAAACACUCAACUACAAUAUUCAGGACCAGAGUCAGACUUGGAAAACAAGAUCAGAAAAAGAAUUAUGUCCUUUAUGAAUAUCUCUGAAGAUGAUUACACUAUGGUAUUCACUGCAAAUCAGUCAUCUGCAUUUAAACUUCUUGCAGACUAUUAUCCAUUCCAAUCCCAUAAAAAUCUUCUAACAGUUUAUGACCACGAAAGUGAGGCAGUGAAAUUAAUGAUUGAAAGCUCAAAGAAGAAAGGAGCACAAGUUAUGUCAGCUGAAUUUUUAUGGCCUACACUUAGAAUCCAGUCAGGAAAAUUACAGAAGAAGAUAGCAAGUAAAAAGAAAACAAAGAAAGGGUUAUUUGUAUUUCCCCUUCAAUCAAGAAUGACUGGUAAUAGGUAUUCAUAUUUUUGGAUGGGCAUGGCUCAAGAAAAUGGGUGGAAUGUGUUGCUUGAUGCUUGUGCAUUAGGGCCUAAAGACAUGGAAACUCUAGGACUUUCACUUUUCAAGCCAGAUUUUCUAAUUUGCUCUUUUUAUAAGGUUUUUGGUGAAAACCCAUCUGGUUUUGGGUGCCUAUUUGUGAAAAAAUCAAGUAUUUCAAUUUUAAAGGAUUCAGCUACUACCAAUACAAGCAUUGGAAUAGUGAGUCUUGUCCCUGCUAUAAUACCAACUCAGCUUUCUGAAGAAUUAUCUAGUGCUGCUGACAUAGAAGAACCAGAAAUAGAGGAAUUAUUUACACUACCUAUCAUUGAAAGCGAAAAAAGUGGGAACCAAGAACUAGAAUACAAGGGCUUGGAUCUUGCAGACUCAUUAGGGCUGAUACUAAUCAGUGCCAGAGCAAGAUACCUCAUAAACUGGCUAGUUAAUGCAUUGAUGACUCUUCAUCAUCCAAAUUCAGAAAAUGGACAUCCUCCAGUCAGAAUCUAUGGGCCAAAAAUAAAGUUUGACAGAGGACCAGCAGUAGCAUUCAACGUAUUUGAUUGGAAAGGAGAGAGAAUUGAUCCUCAACUUGUGCAAAAACUUGCUGACAGAAACAACAUUUCUUUAAGCUGCGGAUAUUUAAACAAUAUUUGGUUCCCAGACAAGAAUGAUCAAGAACAGAAGAACUGGACAGUAGAGCCAAGAACAGGAACUAGUAGUAUUUCUGUAGUUACAGCUGCAAUUGGAUUCUUGACAAAUUUUGAAGAUGUUUAUAGGCUUUGGAUGUUUGUUUCUCGAUUCUUGGAUGCAGACUUUGUUGAAAAAGAGAAAUGGAGAUAUACAGCUCUUAAUCAGAAUAUAGUUGAAGUUUAGUUUAAUUACACUUAUUCUUUUAUUCUUUUCUAUUAGUAUAUCAUACUUGGAAACAAUGUCUAAGUCGUGAUUCAGACCAAA